AACAUUUUUAACUUUUAUGACCUCUAAAAAUAUGUUUACGUAGAUGAGCACAACGCCUUUAUGAAGUAUUAUCGGAUGAGUGGGCACCUUCUAUUUAAAAAAAACAUUGAAUACAUAGUAUCUAUUCGGGAAUGCUCAGUCUAUAGAUGAAGAUUACAUGAUUUUUGUCAUCGUUUUAUGUUAGUCUCAGAUACUAGCAAGUGAAAACACUGAAGGACUUCGUUUGUUUAUGACUUACAUAAUCAAGUAUAUUUAAGUUUAAUAUCCAACAAUAUAUUGCUACAAAAGUAUAUAUUGCUUCCGAAGUCUACAUCGCUGCGACACGAAACACAUGCUCGUGGGGACUGUACAUCCAACAAUGGAAUCUUUUCUGAUGAAGAAUGCGUUAUUGAAGGCCCUUGUAAUGAUGAUAGUACAUGUACAUCAAAUCACCAACGAAACAUCCGACGUCACGACUCUGAACCUGUCCUUCAGAAAGUUGACAAAGGUGACUAAUGGCUCGUUCGAUAUGUUUCCUAAUCUAAGAAAGAUUACUCUGAGUAACAAUGAUAUUUCUAAGCUAGAACCUGGAGCUUUUUCUGGUUUACAUGCACUGGAGGAAAUAGAAUUAGAUUACAACAAACUUGACACAUUACCAGAUGGAGUUUUCGGUGGAUUGACAUCUUUGUCACAUCUUGACCUUGGUAACAAUAAACUCAGAACAUUGCAAAAUGGAAUAUUCAAUAGCCUAACAAACUUGAAAAGUCUUAGUCUACAUCUUAAUGAAAUAUCAGAACUUCCAGAUGGAAUAUUCAAUAACCUGACAUCCUUGAAACGACUUGUCCUAUCUAGAAAUAAAAUAUCAAUACUUCCUGGUCAAAUAUUUCAAUCCAUGACAUCCUUAACAUCGCUUUCCCUAUCUUACAAUGGAAUAGCAGUGCUUCCAGAUAAGUUAUUCCAAAGCCUGACAUCAUUGACAUCUCUUGGACUCUCUUAUAAUAAUGUAUCAAUGCUUCCAGAUAAAAUAUUUCAAAGCCUGACAUCCUUGACAUCUCUAUACAUUGAAGGCAAUAAGCUAAGAGAUAUCGCGCCUGGUGUGUUUAAAAACCUUAAAAGGCUUUCUGGUCUCAAUCUUAUGAACAACCAUCUUGUAGAGGUGCCUACUGAUAUAUGUCUGUUUUUGCCACGGCUGGUGAGGAUAUAUUUGAUUGGAAAUAACAUAUCUUCUAUACAACCAUCGUGGCACUUAGAGUAUAUUGAUGCAAUAAGGAAGAGUGACUUUUGCCUCAAUGUAAAUUCCACUAUGGCCUCUUCAUUUUCACUUUCAACAACAGACGGUAAUGCUAACGAAACAGAGCGCUCAACGCAAAUAAUACAACUUUCUUCCACAACCAAAAUAUUUACCCAAACUGCACAAACAUCUCCACAAAUUUCACAAACACCUGUUCAAAUGACACCGAGAGCUACUGAAAUGAUACAUGAACUUAAUACGACGAAUAAACCAUCCAUUCAAUCGACACAGUUGCCUGCAGAGGCAAAUACUACUUUUGUACACCCAUUGAAUGCUUCACAAACAUCUCCACAAAUUACACAAACACCAACUCAAAUGACACAGAGAUCUAAUCAAAUGACACAAACACCAACUCAAAUGACACAGAGAUCUAAUCAAAUGACACAGGCACUUAAUGGGACGAAUAAACUAUAUAUUCAAACAACACAGUUGUCUGUAGAGGAAAAUCCUUACUUUGUACACCCAUCGAAUGAUUCAUUAGUUGGUUGGUUAAUUGGUUUGACAUGUGGAAUUGCAGCAUUAUUUCUGUUGGUAAUAAUCCAUGCAGCAUCGUUUGUGUUACAUUUAAGAAAAGAAAAACAACAAAUCAGAAUGCUGUUAUAUGAAUACCAGUCGAAACUUUGAUAAAUAGUGCUAUGCUACGAUAUGUUGCUGCUUGCCUUUCAACUCAUACUGUCAGUUUGUCUUGAUGGUACCAACAAUUACAUUCCCUUGACACCCCAAUAGCCAACAAUAAUGUAACAUGUUUUCAAAAGGAAAUUACCCAUAGCCUGAAUAAAUGCAAAGGUUGCUAUUCAUAGGCUUUUGGAAAUUAUUGUAUACGAAUAAAUAUAUAACAAUAAUGAUGUAUUAUAUGUUUUCAAAAGGAAAUUGCCCACAGCCUGAAUAAAUGUAAAGGUUGCUAUUCACAGGCGUUUGUGAACUAUUUUGUAUAUAGUUCAAAAUAGCAACUAUGGUGUAUUUUGUUUUAAAACUGUUAUACCAAAUGUGUAUGCUGAUAUUCUUUGGCGUUUGUGAACUAUCUUAUAUA
Molecule: messenger RNA, 2300 nt
Organism: Owenia fusiformis
Lineage: Eukaryota; Metazoa; Annelida; Polychaeta; Sabellida; Oweniidae
Source: the annotation of a GenBank genome assembly